CGGAUACGGGUACCGCAGUGCCAACAGACAGCGGAAAGGAAGCAGAUGUGAUUUCUCUUUGAAUUAAUUUUGACUUCUGUUUUUUCAAAGAGUUAACCGGCUCCUGGUUGAGUCGCAUGUCUCAGUCGUUGGGAAUCAGCGGGGAGAUAUCCGGCAGCAUGAGUGGAGUGAUAUGUGCGCAAUUUGAGAAGGAAGUGGUUCGGAAACAUCGCUCCGGCCUGGAGUAGGCUCCUGUGUGACGGACUGAGCGGUCCUGCCACCCCUCCCCUCCCCGCAAUGAUAAACCUUCCGUGUUAGCGAGAAAAUCAUCCCUCCUGACUUUAACCAUGGAAGACAAUUAUGAAUAUCCUUAAUCGGUAUUAUAGCACUGAGCCCGUAGUGUGACGGUUUCAGUAUGCCCGACCGGCGGUGCUCCUUAAAGUUCUCUGUUGCCUGAUAGUAACGGCACGAGCCUGCUUUUUCCAUCUGGAAAUUUCCUGGCAGGGGGGAAGCAGGCCAGUUAGCAUAGCUAGCUUUAGCCCUUUCCGCGCUGCAUCUCGCAACUUGGAUGGAAGAGCUUUUUCCAAGACCACGCCACUGACAUUUAUGGCUCUCAAUUCGAGGACAUUUAACUCUUAAAAGUAUUCUAUGGGAUUGAUAUCGGCGGAAGAGAAGCAGGCCUAAGCCAAAAUGAUGAAUUGGAGGCGACUGCUUCGAAUCUCCAACCGAUCGUUCCUGGCCUUCAUAUUCUUCUUUUCUAUGUCUACAACCUGUCUCUACUUCAUUUAUGUGGCCCCUGGAAUAGCCAACACAUACUUCUUCAUGGUGCAGGCUCAAGGCAUCAUGUUGAGGGACAAUGUACGGACCAUUGGCCAGAUGAUCAGAUUGUACACCAACAAGAACAGUACACUUAAUGGGACUGACUAUCCAGAUGGCAGUAACUCCAGUGAAUAUCUGGCCCAGCCUACUACAUACCUCCCUGAGAACUUUACCUAUACCCAGAACAUGCCCUGCCCUGAAAGAUUACCUUCUAUGAAGGGUCUUAUGGAAGUGAACAUGACAGAGAUCCCCAUGGAGGAGAUAGAACUGAAGUUCUCUAGGUUUUUUGACAUUCAAUUUGGAGGCCACUGGAAACCAAAGGACUGCAGACCUCGUUGGAAGGUGGCAGUCCUGAUUCCGUUCAGAAACCGCCAUGAACAUCUACCCAUCCUCUUCCAACACCUUAUCCCCAUGCUGCAGAGACAGCGCCUGCAGUUUGCCUUUUAUGUCAUCGAACAGAUCGGUAGCCAGCCCUUCAACAGAGCCAUGCUGUUUAACGUGGGAUUUCUGGAGGCCAUGAAGGACUUGGACUGGGACUGCUUCAUUUUCCAUGACGUUGACCACAUCCCCGAGAAUGACCGGAACUACUACGGCUGUGGUCAGAUGCCACGCCACUUUGCUGCCAAGCUGGACAAAUAUAUGUACAUUCUCCCAUACAGUGAGUUCUUUGGUGGCGUGAGUGGACUUACUGUGGGGCAGUUCCGUAAGAUCAAUGGUUUUCCCAAUGCAUUCUGGGGCUGGGGAGGAGAGGACGAUGACUUAUGGAAUAGGGUUCAUUAUGUUGAUCUGAAUGUCACCAGACCAGAGGGAGAGAUCGGCAAGUACAAGUCCAUCCCUCAUCAUCACAGAGGAGAGGUGCAGUUUCUUGGGAGGUAUAAACUGCUGAGGUAUUCCAAAGAACGACAACACCUGGAUGGCCUCAACAACCUCCAUUACAGCCCUCACAUCUCCCUCAGCAGCCUCUACAAGAACAUCUCGGUGGACCUGUAUCCUGACCUGGCUCCCAUCACAGACUAUUGAACGCAGCCAAACCUUCACUGGACUCCCCCCAGCUCAACCACCUCUUCCUGCUGGGGUCAUGCUGCCCCCACCAGGAUGUCAGACGUGGAGCUGUGGAGGAGGGGACGGAGACGCAAGUUAGGAGGGGAGUGCACCAUGUGAUGCUGCCAAGAAAUCUUAAUGUGGCAAAAAAUAAAUAAAUAAAAAACAGAUUUGGGGUUAAAAAAAAAACAAUGAAACAUGAAGGGACAGCAACAAGUCCCUAAAAGUGAACUGUUGAUUGUGUUUGUCAGUGUGUGUGUGGGUGAGUGAGUGAGUGUGUGUGCGCCUGAUGUGUUGCUGCAUGUCUUUCUGCUCAUUCUAGUGUAACUACAGUGGACAUGAGUCUUGGUUUCAGUUGGGGGAGCAGCAGCAUCUCAACACUGAUGUUUACUGCAAAGCCUUAAUGUGGCAGAACCACAGCUCUGCUCAGAUCUGCACUGCUUCACUUCUGAUCCAUCACCGCCACCUUAAAGCCAACAAACCAGUUCUGCUUUCUUUCUAUUAUCAAUCGUUUUAUACAUAUCAUUUUGAUUGGUCGCAGUAUUUCUUCAGGAAGAAAACAGUUGUAUUUGUUCAAGAUGUACAUUUUUGUUUUUUUCUUUUUUUUUUUGUUAUUUUUGAUUUUCAUACGUUGUAUUUAUUUUCUCGGAUUCAGGACGUUUGAAAAGAUACUCCUGUCUCUGUCGAUGUAUUUGCUGUUUGUUUUGCUGCACUGCUGCUGAAUCCACAUUAACAUGUAUGUAAAUAUCAACUUCUUAAAGCUCGAACACAGAACAGAGAGAUGUAAAUAUGGGCCUUUACAUGGUCUUACUAGUCCAGUGGGUUUGAAUUUUGUUUUUGGCAGCUACAUUUUGUUUUGAGAACUUAACAAGAGUGAUGAGUUUCUUCCCUUAUUAGGAAGAUCUAACAAUGUUUGACUCAAAAGUAUCCAAAUCUAAAGAUAUGUCAUAUUUUUUUGCAUGCCUUAAUUUAUUAAGUUGACCUUUUGUUCCUUUCAGAUAGGAAAAAAAACAUCAGGUGGAGAUGUGUAUAUUUUUAAUGUUGCCUUUUGUUGUGCUUUAUUUGAGGUGCACUGUGUGAAGUGUAGAGCUGCUACUCAGUAGGAGACGAGAGUGACUGCGUCUUUCCUACAUGAUUUUGUUAAAGGAAAAGAGUUGGACAAUACAGGAUGCUUUAGUGCCAGUUCAUGGUCUCAUGCCAGUGUAUGUUUUUGUCUCAGAUUUUUUUUUUUUUCUUUUUUUUUUAUGAUUUAUUAAAAUGGUUUUUAGUGCUGAA
Molecule: messenger RNA, 3114 nt
Organism: Melanotaenia boesemani (Boeseman's rainbowfish)
Lineage: Eukaryota; Metazoa; Chordata; Actinopteri; Atheriniformes; Melanotaeniidae
Gene: b4galt6
Product: UDP-Gal:betaGlcNAc beta 1,4- galactosyltransferase, polypeptide 6
Exons: 9
Coding region: 670-1818 (382 amino acids)
Biological process (GO): carbohydrate metabolic process; glycosphingolipid biosynthetic process
Molecular function (GO): UDP-galactose:glucosylceramide beta-1,4-galactosyltransferase activity
Source: RefSeq, a predicted model, not a curated record